UUGAAUAUGUGCAGGUGACAAUUACUAUAAAUUAUACUAAAUUAAUACACAAAAAUGCCCACCCAAUUAAUAUAAAUCGCCACUGUCUCAACCGUUACCUCUCUCACUCCCUCUCCUCCCUCUCUCUCUCUCUCUCUCUCUGCGAAGAAGAAGAAGAAGAAGAAAAGAAGCAGACAUGGGAGAAGAGAAAAUGGCGCCGGAGGGGAAAUUCCGGCGGUCAAUCCGCCUGAAAUACGUGAAGCUGGGCUACCACUACCUCAUCUCCAACGCCAUGUACCUCCUCACGAUCCCGCUCCUCCUCGCCGCCGCGGCGAAGCUGUCGACGACGCAGGUGGAGGCGAUGCAGCAGCUCUUCAGCUACCACCUCCGCUACAACGUGCUCGGCGUGGUGGCGUGCACCUCCCUCAUGGCGGUGCUCGCCACCAUCUACCUCAUGAGCCGCCCCCGGAAGGUCUACCUCCUCGACUUCGCGUGCUACAAGCCCGACGCGGCCCUCGAGUGCACGCGCCACACGGUGGCGGAGAAGGUCUCCGCCAUCGUGAGCGAGGACAGCGCCGCCUUCAUCCGGAAGGUUCUGGAACGUUCCGGGCUGGGCGACCGCACCUACGCCCUCGGGCUCAAGGACUUCCCGCCGCAGCGGCCCUUCGAGUGCGCCAUGGAGGAGGCCGAGAUGGUCAUCUUCGGCGCCAUCGACGCGCUCUUCGCCAAGACCGCCGCCGUCAACGUCAGGGACAUCGGCAUCCUCGUCGUCAACAUCUCCUCCUUCAACCCCAUCCCCUCCCUCGCCUCCAUGAUCGUCAACCGCUACAAGCUCAGGGGCGACGUCGUCAGCUGCAACCUCGGCGGCAUGGGCUGCAGCGCCGGCCUCAUCUCCAUCGACCUCGCCAAGCGCCUUCUCCAGGUGCAACCCAACACAUACGCCCUAGUGAUGAGCAUGGAAUGCAACACCCACAUCUACUACGCCGGCAAGGAGCGGUCGAAGCUCCUCCCCAACUGCCUCUUCCGCAUGGGCGGCGCCGCCGUGCUCCUCUGCAACAAGCCCUCCGACCGGCGGCGCUCCAAGUACGAGCUCUCCCACACGCUCCGCACCCACAAGGGCGCGGACGACCGCGCCUACAAGUGCGUGGUCCAGGAGGAGGACCCCGAGGGCCACCUCGGGAUCUCCCUCUCCCGCGACCUCAUGGCCGUCGCGGGGGAGGCCCUCCAGACCAACAUCACCACCCUCGGCCCCCUCGUCCUCCCCAUGUCGGAGCAGCUCCUCUUCCUCGCCACCCUCGUCGCCCGGAAGCUCCUCAAGAUGAAGGUGAAACCCUACGUCCCCGACUUCAAGCUCGCCUUCGAGCACUUCUGCAUCCACACGGGGGGCCGAGGGGUGCUCGACGAGCUCGAGAAGAACCUCAACCUCACCAAGUGGGACAUGGAACCUUCGCGUAUGACCCUGUAUAGGUUCGGGAAUACCUCGAGCAGCUCGCUCUGGUAUGUCCUGGCCUAUGCAGAGGCCAAGGGGCGGAUCAAGAAGGGCGACCGGGUCUGGCAGAUCGCGUUCGGGUCGGGUUUCAAGUGCAACAGCGGCGUGUGGCGGGCGCUCCGGACCAUCGACCCGGCCCACGAGAAGAACCCGUGGGUCGAUGAGAUCGAUGAGUUUCCGGUUCAUGUGCCCGCAACACUGCCGCUUCGACCUUGAUAUAUAUUAUAUAUAUAUAUUAUAAUCGAAUUAAUUUACACCAAUACUUUUGUUUUUAAUAAUCAAAGAUUGUUAAUUAACAAACAGAAUAGGUGUAGGUUGUGUUGCUUAAUUUCGAUCUUUUUAAUUAAUCUGCAUGUGUUUGAUUUGAUUUUUCA
This is a messenger RNA of Salvia miltiorrhiza (redroot sage), 1842 nucleotides long. Its product is annotated as 3-ketoacyl-CoA synthase 11-like. The transcript has 2 exons. The record is from RefSeq and is a predicted model, not a curated record. Lineage: Eukaryota; Viridiplantae; Streptophyta; Magnoliopsida; Lamiales; Lamiaceae. The coding region runs from base 176 to 1684 and encodes 502 amino acids. Gene Ontology annotation, cellular component: membrane. Gene Ontology annotation, biological process: fatty acid biosynthetic process. Gene Ontology annotation, molecular function: acyltransferase activity, transferring groups other than amino-acyl groups.